UGGCAGAGACUGGCAGAGACUGGCAGAGACUGGCAGAGACUGGCAGAGACUGGCAGAGACUGGCAGUCGAUGCCAACAAUUGGAAAACUUGGCGAGGGGGAGGCGGCGCCGCGGCGGAUACAGUACAUAUUCUCCUCUCCAUGGAGUACCCGAGUACCCUUGCUUCGUACCUACCUAGGUAAACAUGCUCGCAUCCUAGCAACUUUAUCCAGUAAAUUUAUCUGGGUUUGAUUGUCUAACAGCAGUCCAGCACUUUACUUUCCACUCUGAAACUCAUAACAGCGGCAACAGAUCCAGAAACCCCAUAAUAAAAAGUCGCGAUGUUGUGUUCCAUUGUCAUGAAAGUCUCAAAGCCCCGCCUCCACCACCUCUUUACGCGCUUCAGAGCAGCGCAUCCAAUCGUUCCGUCCCUGCGACCCCCCGAGUCCAGCCCUGACCACUCGGAAGACGGCCUGUCGCGUCUUCUCAUUCAUAACAAAGAGCCACCAGGGGAGCGAGGGGCGAGCCGAUGAAACGCUUAUUACUGUAUUGGGUAUUUGUUUUGAUCUGGCCUUGCAUUGACAUGAGCCCUGAGGAGCAGAGUCGCGAUGUCGACCGCGACGUGAGGUCUCCUUGACGGUCUCUGCUCUGGUAGCUGCUGCACCAUGGUGGAGAGGGAUAUCGAGCGUGCUUUGGUACUAUCCUCUCUUAACUCAGCAUUGUGCUUCUCUUCUUCAUCUUCUUUCUUCAAAUUGCGAGUUCGCAACCUUACAACAAUUCAUGUUCUGGGUUGUCGUUCUGGCUGGCUGAAAAGUGAAGUCGUCUAUCGUGAAUUGCAACGUGCAACUGGCUUAGGGCGCUUGAUUCGGCUUAGCGUACUCCGGACUUCGAGUUCACAACCUCCCCUUACGCAUACGAUUGUCGAGCUCCCGCCUGCACGAACAACAAUAACGACGCCCAAUUCAACCUCUCGCGGACUACGGCUGUUGCGUGUGGUGGAGGACUCUUGCCGGCAAUCUUGCAGUCGAUGCAAUUGUGAAGAAGGCUGAGAAGGACAAUAAUCAUCGCUUGGGGUCGGAGAACGAGGCGAUUGCGGUGGCAGGGCAACAAUUGAUUGUCAAUAACAACAUCUCAAUUCCACGACUAUUGCGCGUAACGACGAGCUUGCUUUCUUCGGAGCUUCAAACAUUUGUGGACGGUCAACCAGUCGAGACCGACUCACCAGAGGCUGUAGAGCAGCGGCAGAUCUGAAAUCGAGCUCGAGACGGAUCUUCGCAACUCAUUCCUGCUUCAACCAAACAACACCAUGGGGGCCCAAGAAGAGCUGUUCACCUCUGUGAUAUCUCGUGCGCAUAUUGCAAAAGCUGCAAAUUCUCUCAAUACACCGCCUGUGGCUACUCCACCCCGCAGCGCUACCCCUCGUCCAGCGGGCGAGAAGAGGAAAUCAGAUCGGAAGGCGGCAGAGGAGAAUGCGCGACAUGGAAGAUCUUCUGGGACACCUGGUGCUUCAGCGAUCGAUGCGAAUGACUUGAGCAAAGCGCUCUUGAAGGAAUUUGAAGAUGCUGGAAGGCCGCGAGAUGUGACGCCUGGAGGAAGCCCAAGCAGAAAGCGGCAACGAGUGUAUGGUGACAGAUUCAUUCCGAAUCGAGAAGGACAGGAUCUUCAAGCCAGCUUCAGUCUACUUCAUGAUGAUGGAUCUCCGGCAACUCCCUCUAAACAGAAAAAGCGUACUCCUCAUGGCGAGCUUCAUUUCCAAAAGACUGAAGAAGCAAACCGAACAUUUUCGACGUUACUUCGACAUGAGAUCUUUGAUACGACUAUCCCACAACCCACACCCCCAGAUCUCUCGCCAGAUCCCUCCCGCUUACCAUCAUCUCAUUCGACGACCGUUCAUGACCCGACACGCUCACAUACACCCCCUAAUAAUACAUCUAAUACAUCUCUUCCAGCCUCUAUGACACCCUCGACUCCUCACAAGAACCUCUUUACAUAUAUGUCACCGAGACAUCACACAAAUAUUGCUGGACACCCCACCCCCUCAAGGACACCCCAGAGUCGACAUGGCCCGCAUCUUGACUCCAGGUCAGAGCUUUACAGUCUAUCUCCUGUACGACUUGGCAGCCAGCAGAUGUUGUUGAGCCCGAGGAAACAGCCCCGGGCUGUGAGCAAAGUACCCUACAAGGUUCUGGAUGCACCAGAUUUAGCGGAUGAUUUCUAUCUUAACCUUGUAGACUGGGGCAGUAGCAAUGUGCUUGGUGUAGGACUUGGAAGCUGUGUGUACAUGUGGAAUUCACAAUCUGGUCGAGUCAACAAGCUAUGUGAGCUCCAGGAUGAUACUGUCACGAGCGUGUCUUGGAUUCAACGAGGCUCACAUAUUGCCAUCGGCACUGGGAAAGGAUUUGUUCAAAUCUGGGAUGCCGAACGAGUACGGCGACUAAGGACUAUGACAGGACAUACGGCACGGGUCGGAGCACUUGCUUGGAAUGAUCAUAUUCUCACCUCUGGCUCUCGUGAUCGAUUGAUAUAUCAUCGCGAUGUUCGUGCACCGGAUCAAUGGCUCCGAAAGCUUGUAGGACACAAGCAAGAAGUCUGUGGACUACGGUGGAACUGUGAAGAUGGGCAGCUUGCUUCUGGUGGGAACGAUAACAAGCUCAUGGUCUGGGACAAGCUGAACGAGACUCCUCUCUGGAAGUUCAGUGAACACACAGCAGCUGUCAAAGCAAUUGCCUGGUCACCUCAUCAGCGUGGACUUCUCGCAUCUGGAGGUGGAACAGCAGAUCGAAGAAUCAUUUUUCACGAUACAUUGCGAGGUACCGUCGUCAACGAGAUUGACACUGGAUCCCAAGUCUGCAACCUCGCUUGGAGUAAGAACAGCAACGAGAUUGUCAGCACGCACGGCUACUCCCAAAAUCAAAUCGUCGUGUGGAAGUAUCCCAGCAUGAGCCAAGUUGUGAGCCUAACAGGGCACACCUACCGUGUCUUGUACCUGGCCAUGAGUCCUGACGGACGAACAAUCGUAACCGGUGCGGGCGACGAAACUCUACGCUUCUGGAACGUAUUCGGCAGGAAACCCGGACAAAGAGAGGAUGGCGACGCAGGGGGCGGUGGAAAGCUUGGGGACUGGGGUGUGAUUAGAUGAGCGGCAUCAUCGCUCGUAUCUUGGCUUUUGCGCUCAUGGCUGUCAUCCGCAAGACAUAGAUGGCGGAGGUUUGACAGGUGAAUGGAGGAAGAGAGGCAGGCGUGGAGUGAUCUUUCGAACAAGCAUAACUGGCGUUUUCGGAAUGUGCUAAUAUGGUACUGGAACAAUGGGGUACACUAUGGGACAUGGUUCUGGUCUGGUUUACAUUACGCAUUUUCAUGAAACGAGCGAGCGAGUGAGCGGCAACCGGAAUGGGUUAUUUUUGGGAUCAUUUGCUGUUUUGCUUGUUGCCUUUGCUUGCGAUUUGAGCAUAAGCAAAUGCAGAACAUAUGUGUGUCGCGACCGCCGUCAUAUCAUAUGAGGCUGGCUGGUUGACACGGUGGCUAGAUGGAUGCAUGCAUGGAUUCAGAGAAAUAUUCUACGCCGAUAGCUAGGCAGGCUCUGUUUUGUGCACCUUGAUUGACAAGCAGCUUAGCUGAGGUAGCAAGCUCGCUAGCUAGUGAGAAUGCAGGACACUGCGAACGUAAUCAAUCUCAACUACCUAGAUAUCGUACACUUCGAGCUCCUUAUUUAUUCACAGGGUUGUAAGUGGUGAUGUGAGAAUCAUCAUUGAUUUCAAUUGGAAG
Molecule: messenger RNA, 3744 nt
Organism: Cadophora gregata
Lineage: Eukaryota; Fungi; Ascomycota; Leotiomycetes; Helotiales; Ploettnerulaceae
Gene: CDH1
Product: substrate-specific activator of APC-dependent proteolysis
Exons: 3
Coding region: 1286-3118 (610 amino acids)
Biological process (GO): anaphase-promoting complex-dependent catabolic process; positive regulation of anaphase-promoting complex-dependent catabolic process; positive regulation of ubiquitin protein ligase activity
Cellular component (GO): anaphase-promoting complex
Molecular function (GO): anaphase-promoting complex binding; ubiquitin ligase activator activity; protein binding
Source: RefSeq, a predicted model, not a curated record